Messenger RNA from Bursaphelenchus okinawaensis, 2183 nucleotides. The record is from the annotation of a GenBank genome assembly. Lineage: Eukaryota; Metazoa; Nematoda; Chromadorea; Rhabditida; Aphelenchoididae.
AUGUCUUCUGAAGCCGAGAACAGUCGGCGUCGGGUCAGGAAGCCCUUAUUCGAAUACCCGGCGUUACCUGAGUUCCCAAUCUACUUCUCGAUCACGUUUGUCGCGUUAAUAUACGCAUGGUAUUGCGUCUACAACGCCUCCACCAAAUGGACCUUCAGAUUCGGAUUCCCGGCUAGCGUGUCGACGUUGCCGUUGUUGGGGGAGCGCUUCAGGGUUGGUUUUGAGUACAAAUUUGAAGAGAAAUAGUUUUUUUUAAGUGUAUAAUCAGUAAAUCUUGUACAUACAUUAGUAAGGCGAUCACUUGUACUAUUUUAUUAUUUUUCAUCAUUAAAAAGUUGCCAUUUAGGAUGAAUUCGACUGGGAAUGGAACCGUUGGGGCCCUAUGGCUGUCAAGUCCUUUCCUUUUAUGAUUCUCAACAGCAUUGUCUUCAACAUGACUUCAAGAUAUUGUUCUGAACGUGUUUGGAUGUUCUCCACAAUAAUCGUUUCAUUGAUUACAUCGACGAUAUUGUUCACCCAUAAAUUAGUCAUUAUUUCUUUGAUUCAAGGAACUUUCGUGUUUGUGUUAACACAUUACUUUAGGUAUUUCUGAAAAUUUUCUUAAUAUUUUACAUUAUUUAGAGUGUUGUGGUCAAAAACUGUGUAAAUUUUUAAAUUUUUUGUUGUUUUGGACUUUUCUUACAUGUCUUGCAAACGUAUUCAUUUUUCAGAUCAGUAUAUACAGUAUGGAUAAGUUCAAUGCCCAUUCUCUACUUCAUCAUGCAUCACACGAUGGCUUUGUCACCUGACGCUUUCCUGGUGUUACUCUUCGUAUCUUACACUUUACUCUCAUACAUAUCCUUCAAUAUUGACAGAGUUAAGGGUUUCUGUAGGCAAAAUGACAAAAGCCUGUUUGAUCUCUACAUUCGUAUGUUGUUCUACACAUUCUAUCAUCCUUAUUUGGUAUCGUUGAUUGUUUUGUACCGUGAUUUUGAAGCUCAGAUCAAAGAACGACCUAAAAUACGAAGGAAUUGGACGGAUAUUACUGUAUUUGCUUUGAGGUUGCUGUUUUGGGUUGGUGUUAUUGAACUUAUGUUAAGGUACUUUUACUUUGGAGCUAUUUUAACUGAUGUAAACUUUGCGGCAAACUUGCCGAAGAAUGAGUUUGUGGUAAUGGGAAUGGCAAUAGGUAUGUGAUGGUUUAUAGUGUAUUUAAUGUUUUUCUCAUUUUAUUAUUUUUUUUAAUUUUUAAGGUAUAAAAUUUGAUGUUUUAUGACAUUACCUGUCAUAACCAGAGUACCGAAUACAAUCUCUUGCUUUCAGGAAACUUUUUCCACCUAAAAUACGUCAUCAUUUUUGGAAUACCAUCGUUGUUUGCUAAAAUAGACAAGAUGCAGCCGUUGGAUGGUCCUAUUUGUAUAUCAAGGAUAGCAUUGUACUCAAAGAUAUGGAGAGGUUUCGACCGAGGCUUGUACAUCUUCUUUAAACAGUACAUCUUCGUGCCCAUUUGUGCUCCGACCUUCAGUCUGCCGAGGAAAAUAGUCGGAGUGCUGGUAUCGUACUCGUUUGUACUGUUGUGGCACGGAUUUCAGCAUCAUAACAUUGUAAGUCUUCUUGUUUUGUACUUUCUGACAUGCGCUUGAUGUACUUUUAAUAACUAUACCUACAAUUUGGGAUGUGAUCCUAACAACAUCUACAAUUUAGACCUAACAACUAAUUUACUCAAUUUGUAUGAGACUUACAAUCUUACGAACCUAAAUACUAGUUGAAGAUGUUUUGUCUGUCAAUACCUACAAGUUAAAGAUACAACACUUAAUCUAUAGUCUUUGAAUUUAAAAAAAUUUAAAUUUUAGGUCUGGAUAAUGCUGAACAUUAUCGAAUUGUUCAUCGAAUUCACAGCCAAAGCCUUGUACACAGUGCAAGCGGUCAAAAACUUCCGCGAAUCCACCAUAUCCGACCGCAACUUCCGUCGGAUCCUCGGCUUCUGCCAGAUCGUGCCUUAUGCCUUCGGGCUGUAUUCAAAUUUCUACUUUUUGGGAGGAUCCAAGGUCGGCUGGCUGUUUGUACAACGGAUCUUCUGGGAAGAAACAGUAACACUCCGCUGGCCCUUCUUCUUACUCAUCUUCUGUGGCUACAACUACAUGCACGUAACCAUGGAAGCCGAGAAGUGGCUGACGAAACGAAAAAACACAAAAAUUGAUUGA